Messenger RNA from Sitophilus oryzae (rice weevil), 4488 nucleotides. It is a transcript of the gene Sox102F, whose product is annotated as transcription factor Sox-6. Gene Ontology annotation, biological process: regulation of transcription by RNA polymerase II; cell fate commitment. Gene Ontology annotation, cellular component: nucleus. Lineage: Eukaryota; Metazoa; Arthropoda; Insecta; Coleoptera; Curculionidae. Gene Ontology annotation, molecular function: DNA-binding transcription factor activity, RNA polymerase II-specific; RNA polymerase II cis-regulatory region sequence-specific DNA binding. The record is from RefSeq and is a predicted model, not a curated record.
AAAUAUGUCUUCGAAGAGAAAGUCUCCGCCAACGAAACUUCACGACGGCAGCCCCAGCGACGCCCCCCCUAUCCAGACGCACAUGGGCAGCGGCAGCGACGGCGGGGGUCUGACCGAUCUCGACGACACCAGCAGUAACAACCUGAGCGACAUUUGCGAAGAAGAUACCAAUACCAUGGUGAACCCCUCGAAUACAUUCUACAAAUUGUCGGAAUCGUCAUCGCCAAGCGGUUGUGGCAGCGACAUAGACGACGGAUUGGACGACGAUCAUAUCCCAUCGAAGACGGCCAAGAUAUCUGGAGUUGCGGGUGAAAACAAUUGCAACAACUCGAUGAUGACGUCGGUGUCGCCGUGCAUAUCCGCCCUGUCUCUGCACAACGAGGAGCUGGAGCGGCGGCGGAACUCGUCGGAGUGCAGUUCGCCCAAUUCGGACGUUAAAACGAAUUUUCACUAUAACAACAAUAACAAUAGUUUAAUGAACAACAACAGUUCCUUGCAUCCGUUGAGGAGGUCGAUGGAUGACGUGCUGAAACGGUUGACGUCGAAGAUCACGACGAACUUGGUGAAGGAGGAACGAAGACCGACGCCUUCGUCGACGCCAAAUUCACAUAAUUCGGAUAUUGAGUCAGCUGCUAUUCAGCAGGCGAUACCUGGCGACAAUCCUAUGGAAAAAGAACGAACUUUAUCAGAACUGAUACUUCAACUUCAACUAGCCAGAGAACAGUUGUUGAUACAACAGCAACAACAGCAAGAAGCUAAUAAGUCGGCCAGUACGUCACCAGUUAUUAGUGAGACGCAUAAGCAGCUCGAAGUCCAAAGAAGGCAGCACGAGCAACUGCUGCAACAGCAGCAGAGAUUACAGGAACUGCAGGGACAGAUCUCAGCGCAAUAUUCUGGAGCAGGUCAUGUUGGACCACAAAAUGUCAUGUUUCUACCUUUCUUCGAACAAUUGUCUCGAGGAUUGCACAAUUCCGCCAUUCCGCCUGUCGUGGCGAAAAGUCCCCUGACAAACCAUAUGUUGCCACCGCAUCAAAUGCCCAACUGGAUCUCAGCAACGGCUCACUUAGCUCAAAUUCAACAACAGCAUAGACAACAACAGCAACAACAACAACAGCAGCACCAGCAGCAACAGUCCAGUGCACAACAACUAACCGUCAAUUCGAGCGAACGUAGAAGUCCUCAACAACACCCCUCAUCACCUUCCCUUCCUCCGAGCGAUCCGGACACGCCGUUGAACCUUUCCAAGCCGAAAUCAGGUGGGCCAAUGGAAUCAGCAGCUCAUACGCCCUCAAGUCAACAGCAGAACAUCAACGAUCAGCCAGUAGCCGCGACUGUUCCCCGUCUUCUGCCACCCAAUAUGAUGAUGCCCAGUCGUCCGUUUUUGCCGUACGCUGGUUUGCCUCCCCAAUUUCCUCUGCCUCCUGGAGUGGAUAGUAGAAAAGGCGGGAGUGACAUGAGGCAGAACGUGGAGAAGCAGUCGCACUUUCCUCCUCUUAUGUACGGAAUGCCUCCUCCAAAUCUGGGUGGGCGUUCGAAGGAGUCCGAUGGGAUGAAGGAGGAGAAUGAUUUUAUAACAGCCUGCCAAUUGUGGGGCGGCCCCGAUCCGAACUUCAAAAUGGACGAGAACUCGGACAAGGCGAAAAUCAUCAGACAGCAACCGAAACGCGAGUCCGACAACAAGCCCCACAUCAAGCGCCCCAUGAACGCGUUCAUGGUGUGGGCCAAAGACGAGCGGCGGAAGAUCCUGAAGGCCUGCCCCGACAUGCACAACUCGAACAUCUCGAAAAUCCUAGGCGCUCGAUGGAAGGGCAUGUCCAAUUCCGAGAAGCAACCCUACUACGAAGAACAAUCUCGCCUCUCGAAGCUGCACAUGGAAAAGCAUCCGGACUAUCGAUACAGACCCAGACCGAAAAGAACUUGUAUCGUGGACGGAAAGAAGAUGCGUAUAUCCGAGUACAAGAUGUUGAUGAGGCAGAGACGUCAAGAAAUGAGACAGUUAUGGUGCAGGGACAGUUCUGAUAUGAAUUUCAGCAUGUCCCCUUCGGCGGAUAUGUCACCUCCGGCCACAUCGACAUCGGGGAGACCCUCCCUGACUCCCCCUCAUCUGAUGAAUGGAGCGGGACCUAGCUCGGAUAGGGGAUUCUUCUAUCCCCAAGACAGUUCUUCGCCGGACGUUUUGAACUUUGCACACGAACGCAACGCAUACGAUUCUAGUCCGAGGAAGGACGACGACUGAGCCUGGCCUAAUGGGGAAAUGAUUUUCCCAGGAUGGUUCUGAACGGUUUCUUUUUUGUAUAGCGCCCCGCUAAUUGGGGAUGGAACGUCUAAAUUUUUCUUAGACUAGAAAUUGAAAACAAGAUUCGACUUAUAUUGGGACGUGCAGUGUCAUUAAAAUAUGUUUGGUUGUAUGCAAAGAGGCUAUAGAUAAUACCAAAUAAACUUUAAGUCUCGCGUGGUUAAGCUUGGCCGACACAGCGUUGCCAAAUUUAUAUAUUUUCUUUUAAUUAAUAUAUUCUAGAAAACUAAAAUGAAUGAAUUAUAAAUAUCUAAACAGUUAAUAUUUACAUCAACAAAACUAACCUCUUUAAAAGCACCUUAAGAUACAGAAAGAGCCAUUAUUACCGCUUUUUCAUUCAAAAUAUUCUAAUAAGGUUGCGAUGAGUUUCUUUGCAACGGCUGUUAAGAAUUUUCAACUGUAGGUCUGCUAGAAGAACAUUUAAGCUUAAAGUCAUACAACACAAUUCACUUAAGCUCAAAAACUCGUAAUACAAAACUAAAGCGCCAAAACGAUUCAAAAUGUCAGGAAAGAAAGAAAUAAAUGUGGAAAAUUGGGAUUUUUUACAACAGAGCAACUACCUGAAUCACCAGCGGGAAAUUUAAAUUCCAGUUAGUCAGUCCCGGGGCGUAUUAUUAAUAAUUGCGCCCUCGGUAACGUAACUAGCAGUUUAUUUGGUAUCAAUUAUACUUAUUAUUGAUCUGUUAUAUUUGUUAGAAGAGUCUACAUCAAUCAUUUCAACCUAUAACUGACUCAUUAAUCUGGAAAAUUUUAUUUAUUGGAAUAUGUGCGGAUAUUAUUUUAUAUUCUAUAUUUUUAAUUAAUUAAUUUUAAAACUUCCAUUUGAUUUCUUUCCAUUUCAUGCGUAUUUUUUUAUUUUUGCGAAGAAGACUGGAAGACUAUUUUUCAAGAAUUUAAAAAAUAAAAUUAUUAUAAGUUUUAGAUCACUAAUUAUAAAACGACAGAGAAUUGUUAAUUUUAUUCGAUUUUAUUCAGAAAUUCGACAUAUCAACGAAGGUUAUAUGUGCCCUAACUCCCAACAAAAUACUUUUCCUAAUUUUGAUAUUUAAAGUGACAUUUUUUUAUAAUCUUUUGGCGUUUUUGAAAGUGUUUCAUGCGUUUCAUUUCACAACUAUAUAAUAGAAUUUUCUUUCGCAGCUAUUACAAUGAUAAAAUAAAUGAUUCGUCAACAAUUGCUUAAAAAAUAGAUCAUUUUUAGGUUAUUUGUUACUACAUGUAUAAAACUAAAAAUAUAGAGCAUGAACUUAUUACUUAUUACGUACAGCCUAGCAACAAAAAAUAUCCUUUUAACUCCUAAUAAAACAAUACACUAUUAUGCAUGUUGGGCGAUAUAUAUUUUGUGUAAUUCAUGUCCAUUGCAAACUUCAUUAAUAACACAAAAGAGUUAGUCUGUUUUACAACAAGUUACAUAAAUAACUAAGUUUAAACACCUUCUACACUAUGCCCAAAAUAUUUCGCGAAAUAUUUCUGGAAAUAUUUUGUGAAACAUUUCGCGAAGCAUUUCUCGAAAUACUUUCGGAAGCAAAUUCAAUGCUUUUCUUUUGUUGCUGGGAAUAUUGGCCUGUCUACUGCAUACUCCGAAACAGUUAGAAAUCGACCGAGAUAAGCCGUGAUUGGUUGUUUAUUUUUUAUUGUUAUUGGAAUUGUCUCGGGAACUGUUUCGAGAAACGUUUCGACCGAUAUACUUUCGUAUUACUUGACGAAGUAAUCAAGGUUAAACUUUGUGUUGGCUUCAGAAAAAUAAGUAAAUAUGGAGUAUGAAUAAAUAUAAUUAGUUUCUAAUGGAAUGUAAAAAUUAAAAACAUUGCAUUUAGAAAACAGUUACCGAUGGUAAAAAGGCGUUUUUAGUUUUUUAGGAAAUGAAAAUAGGCCGAGACAAAUGAAACCAAGCCGAAACAACUGGAAAUAAGCCGAGGCAAAGUUAAACGAGGAAACACGACCUUGUUUUGCACUGUUUCACGCGUAGUGUAGAGGGUGUUUCAAAUUAUAGUCGAUAUGGGUAUCAGAAGAAAAAAUUGAAAUAUCAAAAUGGAUUAUCAAAAAAGUAUUAAAACUACUUGUAAAAUUUGUUGAUUUCAAUAGCUUAAACCAUCGUGUUUGGUUGUAUUAUCAUUUUUUUAACGACAUAUACCGGGUGCGUCUCAAAAGUUGCUCACCCCCUAUAACUUUUUUAUUCUUUCAGGUAAAUAAAC